Acanthosepion pharaonis is the source of this 690-nucleotide messenger RNA. NCBI's taxonomy places the organism in Eukaryota, Metazoa, Mollusca, Cephalopoda, Sepiida, Sepiidae. The record is from the annotation of a GenBank genome assembly.
AUGUGGUUUACUGACGAAGGAGUACGUCCACUUCCCGAAAAAGUGAAUAUUGACAUUUAUACUAAGUUAAAACUUUAUGACCAUUCCAGAUUCCCUGUACACAACCCUCCCUCAAUCCAUAAUACUUCUAUUGUUUUUUUUCUUUUCUCUUUCUUUCGAAUAUAUUUUACCCCUCAGUUUGUUCAUAUCUAUCUAUCUAUCUAUCUAUCUAUCUAUCUAUCUAUCUAUCUAUCUCAGUCUGUUCAAUAUCUAUCUAUCUAUCUAUCUAUCUAUCUAUCUAUCUAUCUAUCUAUCUAUCUAUCUCAGUCUGUUCAAUAUCUAUCUAUCUAUCUAUCUAUCUAUCUAUCUAUCUGUACGAUAUAUAACACUAUCUAUCUCUCACAGUCUAUUCCUUAUUUACUUAUCUAUCUAUCUAUCUAUCUAUCUAUCUAUCUAUCUAUCUAUCUAUCUAUUUUUUUAUGUAAUCAGCUUCUUGCUUCAUUUUUUGGUUUGUUUUUCCUUUUUCUUCUGUGUUCAUCAGUUAUUUCUAUAAAGUUGCUUUUAAUUUUGUUUGCUUUAUUGUUUGUUUCUUUUUCUUUUCUCUCAAUUAAUAUUUCUUUCUUUCUUUCUUUCUUUCUUUCUUUCUUUCUUUCUUUCUCUCAAUUAAUAUUUCUUUCUUUCUUUCUUUCUUUCUUUCUUUCUCUCAAUUAA